GUAGUAAAGAAAAGGGAAUACUAUAAUUUUGAUCAGCCCUUUUUUUUUUUGAACACAAAUUGAUCAGCUUUAUACUUGAUUUUAUAAUGAAUAAAUCACACCACUGGUUCAUUCGUGACCGAAAUAAAUAAAAUGCAAUUCACAGCUCAAAUAUGCUACCAAUUCAGCUAAAAUGUGGAGAAAAUGAUGAAUUAUAUGAUCCCUAGCCUCAUAGCUUGAUCCCAAAAAAAAAAAACUCAAUCUUAAAAUCGAAUUCUCCGAUAAGUGGUGAGCUUGAUUUAAUGAAUUAGUCUCCCCCUGUUAUAAAAGUUCACUUCUUUUUGUAGAUUUAGUAUCGAAUUUGAGAUCGGAUGAUUUUUUCUUGGAUUCUAAUGAAUUGAUUUGCUGAGCUGAUAAACACUUUUAGGAAAGUUUGUGACUUUAACUUAUCCUAUAAACAUAUGAUGUCGGAGCUAAUCCCUCAUUGGUCUCAACGUUACAAUCAUCUCUGUUGUUACUUUUGAGUUGGUUUUCAAACUAAAAAAAGCACAUGACUUUGAAAGAGCAAGAACCUGUGGAAUGUCAUUAUCAUUGUGUCUUUCUCUCCUCUUUUGUUUCUUGGAUGAUUAGAUUGAUGUUGGAGGCUCCGAGUUAUCUCGUCUCAAGGAACUUGCCAUCUUCAUAUCAGGAAGAGAGCAUGUGGAGGAUAUAUAACGCACACUACAUGCUUCAGCUCUACUUGAAGAAGCGUUAUGGUAAUACUCAUGAAGAAGGAAGUUUCACUAGCAAAAUGUUACUUGAGACGUUUAUGGAUAUCAUUCUGCUUGCUCAAACCUAUCAAAGGUCUAACCAAAGUCAUCAGCAAGGUGGUGGUGGUGGUGGUGGAGAUCAACAGAUUCCACCAGUAACUCUGCUUGACCAAAACGCGCUGCUCAACUGCUUAGCUCACUGCUCUUUAUCUGAUUUCAAGUCCAUCGCCUCAACGAACAGAGCCUUCCGCUCGCUCAUCAAGGACAGCGAGCUUUAUAGGCUGAGACGAGCAAAGGGUAUCGUGGAGCACUGGAUCUACUUCUCCUGCAGGCUCCUUGAAUGGGAAGCUUAUGAUCCAAACGGAGACAGAUGGCUACGUGUACCUAAGAUGACAUUCAACGGAUGUUUCAUGUGUUCGGACAAAGAAUCUCUUGCUGUCGGCACAGAGCUUCUUGUCUUCGGUAAAGAGAUUAUGUCUCAUGUGAUAUACAGAUACAGCAUCUUGACCAAUACGUGGACCUCUGGUACGCAAAUGAAUACUCCUAGGUGCUUGUUUGGAUCAGCGAGUCUAGGCGAAGUCGCGGUUAUAGCUGGAGGAUGUGACCCGAGUGGGAAGAUACUGAACUCUGCGGAGGUUUAUAACUCGGAGACUGGGGAAUGGACCGUCAUACCGAGCAUGAACAAGGCGAGGAAGAUGUGUUCGAGCGUGUUCAUGGACGGGAACUUCUAUGUUAUUGGAGGUAUGGGAGAGGGAAACUCGAAGAUGCUUAUGUGUGGUGAAAUCUAUGAUCUGAAAAAGGGGACAUGGACUUUGAUACCUAACAUGUUGCCGGAGAGAAGCAACGGAGGAGGAGGAGGUCAGGGAAAGGAGACUUCCUCUUCCUCUGCAAUGGCUGCUUCAGCGGCGCCGCCGCUUGUAGCUGUUGUGAAAGAUGAGCUUUAUGCUGCCAACUACGAGCAGCAGGAGGUGAAGAGAUACGAUAAAAGGUGUAAUGUAUGGAACAAAGUGGGGAACUUGCCGGAGAGGGCUUCUUCGAUGAACGGUUGGGGGAUGGCGUUUAGGGCUUGUGGGGAUCAGUUAGUGGUCGUUGGAGGGCCUAGGGCACUGGGAGGAGGGUUUAUAGAGAUCAAUGCUUGUGUCCCAAGGGAGGGUGAGUCUCUGCAUUGGAGAGUUCUUGCUUCAAAGCCAUCAGGAAGCUUUGUGUAUAACUGUGCCGUUAUGGGAUUUUGAAAGCCAUUUCAAAGCUAUUGACUUGUUUAUUAGGGUUCUUACAUGUUACAGUUUUAUUUUCAUGAUUGGGGCAAGAGAGUCUAUAUGUUCUUUUCAUUGUCUCUGUGGGGUUAUUGUUGUUCAGACAAUACGGAACUGAACAAGUUUCAAUAAAGUUUCUUAAAACGUUUCUUACA
Molecule: messenger RNA, 2136 nt
Organism: Raphanus sativus (radish)
Lineage: Eukaryota; Viridiplantae; Streptophyta; Magnoliopsida; Brassicales; Brassicaceae
Product: F-box/kelch-repeat protein At1g74510
Exons: 2
Coding region: 530-1960 (476 amino acids)
Cellular component (GO): nucleus
Molecular function (GO): protein binding
Source: RefSeq, a predicted model, not a curated record